AAACAAGUCUUAACCUCAAUUUUCCCAUUUUCCUAAAUAUUUUGAUAAUUUUUUCGAAGUUUUGUACGAGAAUUUUUUAUAUUUAGAUUAUCUAUUUAUUCACUGAACCGAAGAAUUUAGUUGAUACAGACUACUACCUCAGACUACCAUUAGGAGAUGAAGAUUUGAAUGAAAUCUAUACAAAUAAACUAUUUUCAUAAGUACCUUCUCAAGUGGCAACAUGAUUGGAAAGGUAGCAUUAUUUUCGAUUUUAGCAAUUCUAAUUGCAAUUUAUUUUUCUGGAGAUGCUUUAAAUUCAUUGUAUGAUGAUGAAGAGGAGUCAGGAAAACCUCUAAUGUUCACCACUGAAAGCUUAUCUGAAUUCAAUGGAAAGAUUUCUCCAAAGUUAUACCUAAGCAUAAUGGGGUUAGUAUUCGAUGUAUCUAAAGGAAUGAAACAUUAUGGUCCUGGUGCAUCUUAUAACUUUUUCAUAGGAAAGGAUACCACCAGAAACUUUGUUGAUGGAAAUUUCGAAUGCAAACAAAAUUGUGAUGAUGUCACUGGCCUAAGUUCACAAGAACUCAGGUCCUUAAUGGAUUGGGUAAAAUUCUAUAAGAAUAAUUAUGAUGAAGUAGGCAAACUGAUUGGAAAGUAUUAUGAUAUAGAAGGUAAUCCAACUCCUUAUGCAAAGAACAUACACAAAUUGAUUGAAAGGGCUUUGAAAGAAGAGACUGAAGAAGAUCGUUUAAAAUUAAAAUAUCCAGGAUGUAAUAUGGAGUGGAACUAUGAGCAGGGGACUCAUGUUUGGUGCACAGACCAAAGUGGAGGUAUUAAAAGAAACUGGAUUGGUGUUCCCAGAAAAUUUUUUUCACCAGGUGCUAAAGAUCACAGAUGUGCUUGUGUUAGAGAACAAGACAUCAAUUCGUCAAAUAUGAAGGAAUAUGAGGGUUGUGAUUCUAAGAGUACUGAAUGCUUUUUCAAGCAGUAGUAUUAACAUUUUUUUAUAUAUUUUGUUAUGUAUAUUCUUCUUUUUUGGAAUAAACAUGUUUGAAUAAAAAUUGGAAAUAUU
Coccinella septempunctata (seven-spotted ladybird) is the source of this 1048-nucleotide messenger RNA. Its product is annotated as neuferricin homolog. The record is from RefSeq and is a predicted model, not a curated record. The transcript has 5 exons. Bases 221 to 967 code for a protein of 248 amino acids. Gene Ontology annotation, cellular component: endomembrane system; membrane. Lineage: Eukaryota; Metazoa; Arthropoda; Insecta; Coleoptera; Coccinellidae.